AUAAGUGACACGUAAGGAACAUCGGUGCACUCAUUACUCCAUCAGCAGUCAUGCUAGCGACCAUGUAUCUGGGAUACGGAAUACUUUUCCUCAUUGCCUUCGUCGCAAGUGGCGAAUCUGCGGAGCUGGAUGAGAAAUACCUACAGUUCCCACCGAACUUUCUCCUGGGAGUUGCGACAGCCGCAUACCAAAUAGAAGGAGCUUGGAACGUGAGCGACAAAGGAGAAAGUACCUGGGAUCGAUACACCCAUUACCAGGAUGGCCGUAUUUACAACAACGACACGGGAGACGUUGCCGCGAAUUCUUAUUACAAGUACAAAGAGGAUGUCGCAUUGGUGAAGCAACUUGGGUUCAAGUCGUACCGAUUCUCCGUCAGCUGGCCACGAAUUCUGCCAACCGGUUUCUCGAGCUACGUGAGCAAAGACGGUGUCAUGUACUAUCAUCGCCUAAUAGACGAGCUUCUGGCGAACAACAUCGAACCAGUGCUGACGCUUUAUCACUGGGAUCAUCCGCAAGUUAUCGAGGACGCCGGUGGCUGGUUGAACUCAGAAAUAGUGGACUGGUUCGGCGAUUACGCGAGAAUAGUGUUCCAAGAGUACGCGUCGAAGGUGAAGAAAUUUAUCCCGGUGAACGAGCCCAGCGCAAUCUGUAAAAAUGGCUAUACCAUUGGCAAUUACGCACCUGGCAAGAAGUUGCCCGGUUUCGGCGAGUACCUGUGCAUCCACAACGUCCUUAAAGCUCACGCCAGAGCUUACAGGAUAUACGAAAGCGAAUUCAAGAAGGACAAGAAAGGCGAAGUCGGUGUCUUGGUGAAUCUGUUCGGCUACAUGCCUAGAAGCGCCGACGACGAGUACGCUGCCGAAGUUUCCUUCCAGUUCAACGUCGGUUGGACCUUGCAUCCGAUCUACUCGAAAAAAGGAGACUAUCCGCCUCUUAUGAGGAACAUGGUGGACAGCCAGAGCUCGAAACAAGGCUUCGCGAGGUCUCGUCUGCCCAAAUUCACCCCCGAAUGGGUCGAAUACAUACGAGGUACCUCCGACUUCUUGGCUGUAAAUCAUUACACCACGAGGCUGGUUACGAACGGUACCAUGGGCAGUAUUCCUUCUCACGAAAACGACCAAGGGGUGGUAGAGCUUACCGAUAGUUUCUGGAAAGGAUCAGCUUCUGCGUGGCUCAAAGUUGUACCCGAAGGUUUCCGGUAUAUUCUCCGGCAGCUGGCGCGAAAUUAUGGUAACCCCCCGAUGUACAUCACCGAAAACGGUGUUUCUGAUUAUGGAACUUUGAACGACGACGACAGGAUCUACUAUUACCGCGAAUACUUGAAACAAAUGCUUCUCGCCAUGUACGUCGAUAAUGUGAAUGUACAAGGAUACAUGCUGUGGUCCCUUCUGGACAAUUUCGAAUGGGACAAAGGAUAUCAUGAACACUUCGGUAUCGUGUCUGUCGACUUCAACGAUCCAGAGAGGCCACGAACCCUGAAGAAGUCCGCAUCCUGGUGGAAGAAAAUCGUAGCCGCUGGAAAACUGGACACCAACUAAGUGACUGAUCAUCGAAAACAUAUUUCCAACAUUCAUCACGAAUUUUGCUCACACCAUUUGAAUCACUUUAAUAAUAAAUUAAUUUGACAAAUUAAGAACUUCCACUUCGUUCAACCGAUAUUUCGAAACUUCGACUUCUGUUGAUCGAUCGUAACGUUUAAAAUAUUUGUCACAUAGCCCGAAAAAUGACAGAUUAAUUUUUACACAGUCAACACACACACAAAAACACGGUUAACCUUCCACAGUAGAAAAACAAGCUCUUCAUGCUUAAUAAAAUAAUACACGUUUGCCUAUCGGUUACAUCAACGUUAACUAACAAUCUGAAUCAACAGAAUUACCAUUCGUCCUCUCCAUACCUACGCCACAGACAAUAUCCGCCGAAAAUAAAAUGUC
Messenger RNA from Habropoda laboriosa, 1931 nucleotides. Its product is annotated as myrosinase 1. The record is from RefSeq and is a predicted model, not a curated record. The transcript has 7 exons. Gene Ontology annotation, biological process: carbohydrate metabolic process. Bases 51 to 1538 code for a protein of 495 amino acids. Gene Ontology annotation, molecular function: beta-glucosidase activity. NCBI's taxonomy places the organism in Eukaryota, Metazoa, Arthropoda, Insecta, Hymenoptera, Apidae.